Messenger RNA from Anopheles coluzzii, 3919 nucleotides. RefSeq names its product helicase SKI2W (gene tst). The transcript has 5 exons. Gene Ontology annotation, biological process: nuclear-transcribed mRNA catabolic process, 3'-5' exonucleolytic nonsense-mediated decay. The coding region runs from base 144 to 3815 and encodes 1223 amino acids. NCBI's taxonomy places the organism in Eukaryota, Metazoa, Arthropoda, Insecta, Diptera, Culicidae. Gene Ontology annotation, molecular function: ATP binding; RNA helicase activity; RNA binding. The record is from RefSeq and is a predicted model, not a curated record. Gene Ontology annotation, cellular component: Ski complex.
UCAGAAACAAAACAGAAAAAAAACAUCGUAUGUGGCUGGUUUCGUACGCCGGUCGUUGUAAAUAACAGUGUUUUGGACAAUAUUUAACCGCCCUGAAGUGAAAUUUCCCACAUUCAUCCCGAAAGCAUCCCAAUAUCUUCAGCAUGAGUUUCGAUCCGACCUGGUUGAAGGAACCGCCACCGAUCGUGGAAGACACGGAAGACCUGCUGCGCGCCUUUAUUCUCGAGCCGAAAAUCCCCAUCCACGAGCCCAAACCGUACUUCGAACCGCGCCACCCCUCCUUCGACCAGCUGUACGACAUUCCGCACGCACCGAUCAGCACCCGGAUCGUGCCGGACCGCUGCCCGGAGACGGGAAAGGUGCUGGACUUUAUCGAAACGCAGGUGCAGAAUGCGGGCUCGACGGCCAAAAACUCCAUGUCGCUGCAGCGCGAACCGACCGAAUCGAUCGAUUCGGCCCGCGGUUCCGCCUCGUACUUUCCCUUCUGGCCGGGAGGGUUCGACGAGCCGGAAAGUGUGCUGGCCGGCCUAGUACCCAGCCCGCUGUUUGAGACGGAUUUGAAAUCGUGCCCGCCCGGGUUCGCUACCGGGGUUGAGUUUGAGGCACCGCCCACCGGGACGGACGGUGCGCGCGCGACGGAAGACAGCGGGAAGAGCGGUAUGGUCGAUCUGCUGUCCGCGAUUGCCAGCGAGGAAGCGUUCGUCGAGCUGCUGCCGGAAGGGCUUCAAACAAAACUGUCCACCAACGACCAGUCAACGCAGGGCACACACCAAGAACCUCUGCCGGCGGGUAUCGACGAGGAGGAGGGUCUGCUGGCGGUGACCGGUGAGCAGGAGGCCGGCGAACAGGUCCUGAAAAUUUCCACCGUCACCAACAACGCGCUCCAGAGCGCCGAGUGGGCCGAGAUGCUGGACAUUUCGAAACCGGUGGACGAUUUCUACGUGAAAAUCCCGACCAUGGCGCACCGGUUCCCGUUCGAGCUGGACAUCUUCCAGAAGCAGGCGAUCCUGAAGCUGGAAGAGCACAGCCACGUGUUCGUGGCGGCGCACACGUCCGCCGGCAAGACGGUCGUGGCGGAGUAUGCGAUCGCCCUGUCGAAAAAGCACAUGACCAAAACGAUCUACACGUCCCCGAUCAAGGCACUGUCGAACCAGAAGUAUCGCGACUUCAAGACCACCUUCCAGGACGUCGGGCUGAUCACCGGGGACAUACAGAUCGAUCCGACCGCGUCCUGCCUCAUCAUGACGACCGAGAUCCUGCGCUCGAUGCUGUACUGCGGCAGCGACAUUACGCGCGACCUCGAGUACGUCAUCUUCGACGAGGUGCACUACAUCACCGACUCCGACCGGGGGCACGUGUGGGAGGAGGUGCUGAUCCUGCUGCCCGACCACGUCUGCAUCGUGAUGCUGAGCGCCACCGUGCCGAACACGAUCGAGUUCGCCAACUGGGUGGGCAAGACAAAGAAGAAGCGCGUGUGGGUCGUCAGCACGGCCAAGCGGCCGGUCCCGCUCGAGCACUACCUGUACACCGGGUUUGGCGGCAAGUCGAAGGACGACUCGUUCCUGAUCGUGAACGCGCAGAGCCAGUUCGUGCAGGACGGGUACCGGCGGGCGAAGGAAAGCUACGAGGCAAAGCAGGCGAAAAGCACGGGCCGCCGGACCAACGGCCCCUACAGCCAGCGGCAGGAGCAAACCCUGUGGGUCGGGCUGAUCGAUCAUCUGCAGAAGAAGGAGAAGCUGCCGGUGGUUGCGUUCACGCUGUCGCGCAACCGGUGCGACAACAACGCGGAAGCGCUCAUGUCGUGCGAUCUGACGACGGCGCGCGAGAAGUACGCCAUCACGUCGUUCUUCCAGCAGUGCCUGCAGCGGCUGGUGCCGGCCGAUCGUGUGCUGCCGCAGGUGCAGCAGAUCCAGAGCUGCCUCGAGCGGGGCAUCGGCAUCCAUCACAGCGGCAUCCUGCCCAUCCUGAAGGAGAUCGUGGAGAUGCUGUUUGCCCGCGGGCUCGUGAAGAUACUGUUCGCGACGGAGACGUUUGCGAUGGGCGUUAACAUGCCCGCGCGCACGGUCAUCUUUGACAGUACGCGCAAGUUCGAUGGGCAGGCGUUCCGGCCGUUGCAGCCGUCCGAGUACACGCAGAUGGCGGGCCGGGCCGGGCGGCGCGGUCUCGACAAGACCGGCACGGUCAUCAUCCUGUGCAAGCAGAACCUGCCGCUCGAUGGCGAGCUGAAGACGAUGAUACUCGGCAAGCCGGUCCGGCUGGAGUCGCAGUUCCGGCUGACGUACGCGAUGAUGCUGUACCUAUUGCGGGUGGAGCUGGUCUCGGUGGAGAACAUGAUGCUGCACAGCUUCCGGGAGUUCGACAAGCGCCAGCAGAUGCCCCAGAGCAAGCUGGAGCUGAACCAGGUGCAGGAGAAGAUGUCCGCGCUGAGCAAGCUGAGCGAUCAUCUGCAGCCGCUGUGCGAGUUUUACGAAGCGGCCAGCGAGUACCUUAACCUUCGGAAUGAGCUGCUCCCCAAGCAACUGUGCCAACCGAAGGCAAUCAAUGAGCUUAAGGUAGGCCGCGUUGUCGUGGUAACGGACGAGCACCACUACAACAAGCUCGGCAUACUGCUCUCCGUCUCGGUGCAGUCGCACAAAGAGCUGAAGCUGGUCGUGCUGGUGCUGGAUCAUUGCGCGAGUGGCAAAACCCAGCCGGCAUCGCCGGAAACGCUCAACCGGGGACCGCUCUGGCAUCAGAUGCUGUCGCUCGCCCUGCCCUACCAAACCUUCCUGCCCGAGGGUGUCGGUGGCCACGCCGUGCUUACCCUCGCUCCGGUGAAUCUGAUCGAGCUGACCAAGCACACGAUCAAGUGCGACGCGAACGGUAUCAUCCGCAGCUGGGAGUAUCGGCUCAUACCGCGGUUCCGCGAUGCGCCCCCGUCCCAGUCGACGAUCGAGGCCGUCGCUGCGCUGGCCGAGCUGAAUGCGACGGUGGUGCAGGCCGGGUCCGUCACUGGCACGCUCGAGCUGGUUCGGUUCCCGCGCGAUCUAACCAAUCUCGAGCUAACGCAGCAGCUGCAGACAGCCCAGGGCCGGCUGAACCGUUGGCUGCCGUACACUGGGAUGGCCGAUUUCGAGCACGAGUUUGCUGUGGUGUACGAUCGCAAGCAGCUCGAACGGAAGCUGGACGAGCUCAAGUACCAGGCGUCGUACGAAAGUCUCUCGCUGUACCCGGACUACUGCCGGAAGCUGCAGGUGCUGCAGGAGCUCAAGUACAUCGACGAUAUGCAGCAAGUGGCCAUGAAGGGCCGUGUCGCUUGCGAGAUGGGCCAGAACGAGCUGAUGAUAACGGAGCUGGUGAUGCGCAACAUACUGACCGAUCUGCAGCCGGCCGAAAUCGCUGCCCUGCUCUCCAGCCUGGUGUUUCAAGCGAAAUCGGACGUCACUCCCAAGCUCACCGAGACGCUCCAAAAGGCCGAGGCACAGUUUCGCGAGGUGGAAAACGACAUCCGGCUGGUGGAGCGCCAGUACGGCGUGACGGAUGUGUGCAAAAAGGAGGAGCUCAACUUUGGCCUGACCGAGGUGGUGUACGAGUGGGCGCGCAACAAACCGUUCGCCGAAAUUAUGCUGCUGACCGACAUCAAGGAGGGCAUUAUCGUGCGCUGCAUCCAGCAGCUGAACGAGACGCUGUGCAAUGUGAAGGACGCGGCGCGCAUCAUUGGCGACCCGGUGCUGCACAGCAAGAUGGAGGAAGCGUCUAACGCGAUCAAGCGCGACAUCGUGUUUGCGGCCAGUCUGUACACCUCCAGCACACCGAUCGUGAUUGGGGAAGUGUAAUCUGUACCAGGGGAGGCGGGGGGAUCGCUUGUUGACUUAGCUGAUUUUGUAAUCGGGCAAAGGGAUGGAAAGUUAAGAAUUUUCCACUAUGUUUUUCAAAUUAA